Molecule: messenger RNA, 255 nt
Organism: Eimeria mitis
Lineage: Eukaryota; Apicomplexa; Conoidasida; Eucoccidiorida; Eimeriidae
Exons: 2
Coding region: 1-255 (84 amino acids)
Source: RefSeq, a predicted model, not a curated record
AUGCAGCAGCAACAGCAGCAACAGAAGCUGCAGCAGCUGGAGCAGCAACGGCAGCAAGAGCAGGAGCAGCAGCAGCAGCAGCAGCUGGAGCAGCAACGGCAGCAACAGCAGGAGCAGCAGCUGCAGCAGCAGCAGCAGCAACAGCAGCAGCCGCAGCAGCAACGGCAACAACAGCAGCAGCAGCAACAACAGAAGCAACUGCAGCAAAAGCAGCGAAAACAAUCGCAGCAGCAGCUGCUGCUGCUCAUGCAGUAG